UAGGUCACCGUACAGCACGGUCAGCGUGACUACGGUGACUAUCAAGGGGGGCGGCGCAACAGAAAUUAAUAGAAAUGCUGUAAGUUAAGUUUUAGCUGGUCUCGUAACAUCUAAAAAUGAGCGCUGCUGACAUGAAGAUUAUCACUGUGAUUGGCAGUGGGCUGAUAGGCCGCUCCUGGGCUAUGCUGUUUGUCAGUGGAGGCUACAAUGUGAAGAUCUAUGACAACCAACCAGGACAGUCUGCCAGGGCCAUCGCAGAGAUCAAGAAACAGCUGGUGGAGCUGGAGGAAGCCCACAUGCUGCGAGGGGAGCUGUCUGCUGCGCAGCAACUUGCCCUUCUGAGCAGUUAUGAUGACCUGUCUCAGGCGCUGGAUGGAGCCUUCUUUGUGCAGGAAUGUGUAUUUGAGCAGCUGGAGGUAAAGCAGAGCAUCUUCCAUGACAUGGAGCGUUUCGUGGGAAAAGACGUCAUCCUGAGCAGCUCCACAUCCUGCCUAGUGCCCAGCAAAGUCUUCUCUAAAGUCCAGAAUAGGAGUCGCUGCCUCGUCUCUCAUCCGGUAAACCCACCCUACUAUGUAAAACUGGUGGAGCUGGUACCUCACCCAGAGACAGCGGCAGCCGUUAUGGACACCACCCAUGCUCUGAUGACCAAGGUUGGCCAGGCACCUGUCCUUCUGAAAAAAGAGAUCGAUGGCUUUGCCCUAAACAGAGUUCAAGCUGCCAUUAUUGCAGAGUCAUGGAGACUAGUUCAGGAUGGUGUUAUCUCGGUAAAGGACAUCGACCUGGUGAUGUCAGAGGGACUAGGAAUGCGUUACGCCUUCAUAGGUCCCAUGGAAACAAUGCACCUCAAUGCGCCUAAAGGUUUGGAAGACUACAUGAGCCGAUAUAGUGAAAAUAUAACGAGGGUGCUGUCUUCCUUUGGGCCUGUGCCUGACUUCUGUGGUGAAGGAGCCAAGAGCGUCAUUAAUGAGAUGUGCGAGCUGAUUCCCUGUGACCAGCAGCAUCUGUCAGCCAGGCAGGAGAGGAGGGACCAGUUCCUCAUGCGUCUGGCCAAGCUGAAGAAGGACUAAUAAGCUCAGGGGCCAAACUCAAGAAUAGUUCUCACAACGACUGCUGGCUGAGGACAUUUUAUUCGUUCUCAGUAAUGGCAUAAACUCAGUAAUUUUGAGAUUUGUUAAACUUCUCUUACUUUAUUAAAUGUAAUGCCAGUGGAAACCCCAACUUGAAUUAGGUAGAGAUGUGAUUGUUGAGUUCAACAUGUAAUGAAGACCUUUUUUUUUUUUAAACAGGCAUACCUUGACUGAAAAACAGCACUUUUUUUAAAAUCAAUGAUCAAUCUUCCUUAUAUGAUGAAUACUACCAGUAUUAGAACAUAACUCUUGAUUACUACUUCUUAUGAAUACAAUUUUAACCAAUCUUUUUUUUUUCGAAAUCUACAGCAUGUUUUAACUUUUACUCUACAUCUUGGUUACAAAACCGACUGUGGUAAAAUGUGAAAAACAAUGAUCUCAUUCAGCCACAUUAAUGGUCUCUUGUGUAAACAAAUUUCUUGAAAAUGUGAAUCAGUGUUUUGAUUAAUAAAAAAGAACACAAUAACGCA
Messenger RNA from Oreochromis niloticus (Nile tilapia), 1597 nucleotides. RefSeq names its product crystallin, lambda 1 (gene cryl1). NCBI's taxonomy places the organism in Eukaryota, Metazoa, Chordata, Actinopteri, Cichliformes, Cichlidae. The transcript has 9 exons. Gene Ontology annotation, molecular function: NAD+ binding; L-gulonate 3-dehydrogenase activity. Bases 117 to 1067 code for a protein of 316 amino acids. The record is from RefSeq and is a predicted model, not a curated record. Gene Ontology annotation, biological process: fatty acid metabolic process.